Molecule: messenger RNA, 1005 nt
Organism: Rhizophagus irregularis DAOM 181602=DAOM 197198
Lineage: Eukaryota; Fungi; Glomeromycota; Glomeromycetes; Glomerales; Glomeraceae
Source: RefSeq, a predicted model, not a curated record
GUUGGAGUUGUUUUUAGGAGAUCUUGAUAUGGGGCAGAUGAAAGGUUUGGGAUUGGCACUACAUAGUUUAGAUACAACACGCGAAUGGGAAGUUCACAUUACAAAUAUUUUUUUCAAAGAAAUGUGAAUAAUAAACGAUUUAGUGAUCCGAUUAAAAAAAAAAGAUGAUUUCGUUACUAAAAGCAGAAAGCAAAGAGGAAUUGAAUCAAAUUUUUUCAGAUAUUGAAAAAUCCGAUGGAAAUGACGUGAAAGAUUGGAUUGACUAUUAUCAAAUAACUCACAUUUUAGCAACAAUGAAUUCUUUAGCAUCAUUAAUGGAUGUUGAAAUAUGGAAUCGGUAUGGAAAUAAUAUCAACACAGCAGAAGCUGCGCACUCUCUAGUUAAUAGAACUGGAAAACAGCUAAAACUUUUAUCAGCUAUUUUACGAGGUCAAAAAUUAGAUGAACGUCAUUUAAAAAUAAUCGAAAUUCAAGACUUUUCAGCUGUCCCUUAUACAAAACAAGAUAAAAGCCAAGUUAAAAGACAACUGUUUGCAAUAAAUCGAAAAGAAAAACGAAAUCAAAAGAAUAAAGAAGAUAACAAUUCAUUAAAAAGGAAAUAUGGUCAAUCCAAAAUCCAACCUAUUGAUGAAAAUAAUUAUGAAUUUAAAAGUGAUAAUUCACGAUCGUUUAGAGCUUGAAAUAGAAGAACGAAAAUGAGUUUAAAAGAGCGUGAUAUAGCUUUGAGAAAAGCAGUGGCUGAAGUAGAGGCUAUUGAAAUUACUAAUGAAAAAGCAAAUUAACCUUAAAAAACAAUUAGGUUUAUGUAUCGAUAAUGAAAUAAAUAAACCAGUUUAUAAUUAGUAAAUAUUUUUAUUUAAUUAAAUAAUUUCGUUUAAUCAUUAAAAGUUAUUAACGGGAAGUAAUUUUCGAUAAUAUUUUAUUUAUCGAAAUUAUGAACUUAUGAUAUGGUAGUGAUACAAUAAUAAUUAUUACUUUAUCGGAUUACUAGAUACUAAAAUUUCG